GUAGCAUUGGUUUCUCAUUUGUUUUCUCUCUCUGUCGAAGUUAUAUUCAACUGAAUGGCAUCUACUUCAGAUUUUAACACAGGGCGUCGGCCAGAGAAUGAGAAUGCCUCUCAAGAAAUUCCAGCAACUCCAUCUGCUCCAGCUACUUAUUCAGUGGUAAGCCUAUUUUCAUCCUGCUUUGAUUGGUGUUCUCGCUUCUUUUCUACGCUUUUAGAUCAGCCCAAUUCUGUGGCAUCUGCAUCCACCACAAUUUGUCAAUCACAGAAUGAGCUUACAGAUGCUUUUCAAGGCAUGGCACCAUAUCCAUUAUCUUCUGGCAUUAAAAAGCCGCCCUACGAUAUAUUUAUUAAUCAUCGUGGCCCCGAUGUGAAAAAGACGCUGGCAACCACUCUCUACAAUAUCCUAAAUGGCAUGGGCUUAAGGGUUUUUCUAGAUUCAGAAGAGCUUGAAUUGGGGGAUUCCUUACCUAAAGAAUUAGAAGAAGCAAUGCGCAGUGCUUCGCUCCAUUUAGCAAUAUUUUCCAAGAAUUACGCCCAAUCCCCAUGGUGUUUGGCAGAGCUUUCGUUUAUGCUCAAAACUGGCACCCAAAUUGUACCUGUUUUCUACCAUAUACAACCUGAUGAUGAUGUCCGAUAUGCUAGAGGAGCCUUUGCUGAUGCAUUUAGCAAGUACGAAGUGAAGAGUAGGCAUACGCCAGAAAAGCUUCAGGAGUGGAAGAAUGCACUCUACCAUGUUUCCUAUAUUACCGGUCACAUUGUGGAUACAGAGGAUGACGAGGUAGGGGUGCUCAAAAAUAUUGUUAAUUGUGUUUUGAAAGUUAUGAAAACUGUGCCCUUUGUGGUCGCCAAACAUCCAGUCGGCUUAGAUGAAGCAGUAAAUGACUUUGAAAGGGCAACAAUUCAAUCUGCAGAAAACAAUCAUCGUGUGCAAAUUGUGGGAUUAUGGGGCAUGGGUGGCUCCGGCAAAACCACUCUUGCCAAACAUUUUUAUAACAACAAAUAUAAAACUAUGGAAAGGUUUGGUUUUCUAUUUGACGUUAGAGAAGCUGCUGCUAAAGGUGAAUUACAUAACAAGCAGAAAGAACUACUGGAGGGCCUCGGUCUGAGAGGUGUACAAGUUAACAGUAUAGAAGUGGGGAAAGAUAUGCUUGCUAGCGAAUUAAGAUCUGUUCGAGUAUUGAUAGUGGUGGAUGAUGUGGACGAUGUGGAACAACUGGAUGCACUAUUGCCUAACACGGACAGUCUUGGAUGGGGUAGCUUGGUUGUAGUCACAACAAGAGAAUUUGAAGUGCUUAGAUCUUGGGGCAUUUCCACAGUUUAUAAAAUGAAACCACUGGAUCCACAUUAUGCUGAACAACUUUUUUGCUGGCAUGCUUUCUUACAAUCAUCACCAUUUCAAGGGUUUGAGUCUUUAGUAAAAAGCUUUCUAAAUGUUUGUGAUGGAUUACCAUUGUCUUUAAAGAUUUUUGGAGCACAGUUAUAUGGCAAUUCCAGCAAAGAUUAUUGGAAGCAUCAAUUAGAUAAGAUUUCCAGAAUACUACCUAAAAAUGUUAUAGGAAGGUUAAAAGUAAGUUAUGAUGCUUUAGAUGAUGAAGAAAAAGAAAUAUUUUUAGAUAUUGCAUGUUUUUUCAUUGGAGAGAAAAAAAAUUUGGUCAUUAAUGUUUGGGAUGGAUAAAAGUGGAAUGGUCUACACUGUUGGGAAAGGCUAUUCAAUAAGUGCCUUGUUGAACUUGAUGAUAAUGAUCAUAUAAGAAUGCAUGACCAUUUAAGAGAUUUGGGAAGAGAAAUUGCAAAUCAACAGUCACCUUACCGUCUUUGGUUUCCACACCAGAUUAUUAAAAUUUAUAAUCAAACACAGAGUAUCCGCAUUCGAGGAAUAUCAUCUACAACAGCUGGAUCCACAAGUGGGUCUGAGGAGUUUCCACGAUGUUCGCUGGGUGGGG
Molecule: messenger RNA, 1942 nt
Organism: Cryptomeria japonica (Japanese cedar)
Lineage: Eukaryota; Viridiplantae; Streptophyta; Pinopsida; Cupressales; Cupressaceae
Product: TMV resistance protein N
Exons: 3
Coding region: 55-1674 (539 amino acids)
Biological process (GO): defense response; signal transduction
Molecular function (GO): ADP binding
Source: RefSeq, a predicted model, not a curated record